GGAUGGAAAGCAAAGCAUCUGUGCUGUAAAAGAGCACCAUGGGAAACACUGAGAGUGUGGUGGUGCAGAAGCGGCUGGCCCGCUUCCGCCCUGAGGAACGGCCGGUAAUUGAGGGGGUCUUCGACAGGCUCCAGGGCGGCGUCGGGGCCCCUUCAGGAGCCCCAGGAAAAACGGCAGCAGGGAAGACUUUAACACUUGAGAUGCUGCAGUCCUCCAUGAGCAGCCUGGCUCCAGACUCCAUGGUAAGGAGGGUGUACCAGUGCAUGUGCAGUAUCGACUCUGGAGUGGCAGCAUCCGCAGGUCCAGGGAAGACCAGCUCGUCCACUGCUGCUUCUGGAGUGGGUCGAGAGCAACUCGUCAUCUUCUUAGCAGACACUCUGCGAGGCACUGCAGAGGAGCGGGCUCCGCUCGUCAUGGCUAUGUCCCAGUGUGGAGCGGGGUCCACAGUUAGUAGCAGUCAGGUAGCAGAGUUCCUGCAGGACCUGAUCUCUGCUGUAGUUCAGAUUCUGGUCAACAGAGGGCGCCUGCAGGGCUGGAAGCUAGAGAGAAUGGGUGAUGGUUCCCAGGGUGUCAAACUCCUGGCAGAGCACAUGUGUUCUGAGCUCAAACCCUCAGACCAGGGAGGCUGUGAUGUUUCCUGUCUGGAGGACUGGAUUUUCAGGGUGUCCCAGGUGUCGUUGUACCUGGAGAUGCUGGUGGCUGAAGGUUUAAACGUUUCCCUGAGCGGGCGGCCGGCCCCCACCUUGCUGCCCCCUUGCAGGGAGACACCUUGGAAAGAACUUAGGUGUCUGCUGGACCUUCCCACCCUCAUAUUUUUGGCACCACAGCUGCCAGACAGUUACAGCGCCCCCUGGAGACUGGUGUUUUCCACACAGCUGCAUGGGGAGAGUUUCACCAGGAUGGUGGCUGGCCUGACAAAGCGGGGGCCCACCUUGCUGCUUAUAAAAGACACAGAGGGACAUAUUUUUGGUGGCUUCGCCUCCCACGGCUGGGAUGUCAAACCUCAGUUCCAGGGUGACUCCAGAUGCUUCCUGUUCACUGUGCUCCCCAGACUGAGAGUUUAUACAGCUACAGGAUACAACCAACACUUCAUGUACCUCAACCAGAAUCAGCAGACCAUGCCCAACGGAUUGGGCAUGGGUGGUCAGCACGGGUACUUUGGCCUAUGGUUGGAUAGUGACUUUGGACGCGGCCAUAGCCGUGCGCGGCCCAAAUGUACCACCUACGGCAGCCCUCAGCUCUCCGGAAAGGAGGACUUUACCUUGGACUCUGUGGAAGUGUGGGCGGUCGGAAAACCCCCACAACCAGAGGAGGGCGAGGAAGGCGAGGGCAAAAGGAGUAUCCUGGAUGUUGAUCCAGAGGUCCAGGCCAUCAUGGAGAUGACAGGGAAGACUCUGCAUAGUCAGGGCCUCAGGGAGCCAGAGGAGGACCAGGAGUAAUGAGGGGCAACAGGGAAAUAGACAAAAGCCAUCACACGUAUUUGAGGCCCCCAGUCUACCUGGUAGUGACGCACACUGUGUUUUAAAAAUCUAACAUUUACAUCAAACCAUAAAUUUUUUUUCAAUAUACACAGUGACAUCAGAUUUAUCUUCCGCUGCCUUUCAUUCAGAUCGGACCCUCUUACACACAAACUGCUGCUUCGUUUAUGUGGUAAAUGACACAAAGGCCAUCCUCAGGUGUUUACAUUGAUCAGCUGAUGGUUUUGGCUUUCAAAUAUGUCAUCAUUACAACAUAAAGCAGGCUAACCAAGCCUAACUACAGUAGGUGUAAAGGCAGCCUAUACUGUAAGUGAUCGUAAAUGUUUGAUCUGACACUCACACACACGACUGACAGCCACCUGUUAUCAUCUCUGUGAAAGGCGCCGAUGUGUGCACGGGUGUGUUCACACUUCUUUCCACCAUGCUACGCUGGUGUUGGACUGAAGAAGAAAACACAUCAGAGAAGAGCCAGGGGUACUCGUUUCUGCAAUGCAUCCAUAUAAUCUCUUUUGAAACCACUAACUGAAGUAAUAAGUUCAGGUGUGUGAGCACAACAGACUUUUUUAUCUUACAUUUCUGGGUUUAAUGUUUUAAACCAGUUUUAAGAAAAGAAUAAUUAGUUUUAUUGCUACAGUAUUCAAAAAACCUUCAGGUUUAGGAGGCGUAAUCGGUCACGCAGUCUCUCGCAGUUGUGUCAGUUAUUCAGGGACCGUUUUUUUUAAACACCAGGGAUGCUAAAUACCCUUCCUCAAACUCACAGCUGUGGGUAAGCCUCAUGAUUACUUGAGACAAAAAGUACCCACUUGUACAGACUAGAUGUACCUAGAUGUACUAGAUGUAUUUAAUAUUUUUAUUUAUUUUAUUUUUAUCAAAGUUUGUGGCGCGUUCACCCAUAUCAUGACCUGACACUGGAUGAGAGGUUUGACUGACUGCAGUGAAGAUCUCUGUAGUUGCGUAGUCUGCCAUUGUCGUUGUUGUUGCUUCUUCUUGUUCUUUGUAUUGUUGUUGCUUCGAAGUUGGCGCGAGUCUUUAUGGGAAAGCAACGAUGUAACUGACGUAUACAGUGACGUUAUGACGUGGCUCCCUAAACACCUCGAGCCGUGGAAAAGCAAAUUGGUUCUCAGCUGGUUCGCUGUUGAACCGACUGUGAACCAGCACUAGAACUGCUUUGGUGGAAAAGGGGUAUCAGAGCAAUUCUUCAACGCAACAGAAUAAAGACAAAUAGAGGACUGCCUGUAAGAUGAAACGUCAUUAUAAUACAUAGAUAUAUUGUUAAUGUGAUACUAUGUGUUUUAUUGUUGCAGUGCAAUAAUCCUAAGAGACAUGAAUCACCCAUUUUUUUAUCAAUAUGAACUGCAUGACUAUUAACAGUCCUGCGGCUGAGUUUGUAAUGAAUGAAUAAAGUCACCCAUGAUGUUAUAAUAUACUAAUGUAGCGGCCAGUGUAUCGGGACCUGAAAGUAACAGAAUCUCCUCAUCUAAAGCAGAUGUAAUUCAGUCUACCACCAUAUUUAGAGAGGUUUUCCACUUUCUUUUAGCGACAACUGGUUGUUGAUGGGUUGAAAACAUCAAAAAGUGAGUUUAAAAAAAUGUGAGACAGGUAGGCCUGUCACAGUAAUUCCGUUAUCAACUUAUCGUACAAUAACGUCAUAGAGAAUUUAUCGUUUGAUACAUGGACAUGACUUUGAUCAAUUUUCCACCUUAAUAUUGCCACACUUCUGCAGUUUAUUUGGAAUUAAAGGUAAAUAACUGUCCUGACCCAUAAUGGCUUUCUGUGUUUUUAUGGAAGCGUAGCACCCACUCUCCAAUCCCCCCCACUUGCAUUAUUAGGCUAUUAUAUUAUCAUUAUAUCAGUGGUAUAAAAUGAUCUUCAAAUGACAAUAAUAUUGUUUAUCGCGAUUAUUUCUGGGACGAUAUAUCGUCCAACCAAAGUAGUUAUGGUGACAAGCCUAGAGACAGUAAUGCAGUAGUGUAUUAUUUUUUACAGUGGUGCAGUUAGAAACAUAUUUAUAGCCUCUUACAAUCAUUUCAAUUGUCAUGAAAUGUAGUUUUUGAAAAAUGGUAUUCUGUGUGUAUGUGUAUGUUAACCUGUAAAGCUGCCUGUAUUAAAGUGACACGGAUGCAAGGUGCACCUACACUAUGACCAGCUGUGUUUCUUCCUCGAGUGAACUGUGGCAAUUUGCCUCGUUUGUCCGUCUUAAUUUGGUCCUGUCUGACUUCGCCAGGCAGGCAGUAAAAUGUUGCCAUAAACGUAAACGACAAGAUCUCCACUUUGACAUCGCUAAUUGUACUAAUACAAACACCUGCUCAGAGGCUGAAAGGCAAUUCUGUGUUCAUCCCCCUCCUCUUCUGCUAUCAUGCAAAUGACUGAGGCAAGUUACUCAUGCAAAUCUGUUAUAUAAGCUUACAGCAGUUCACACGGUGGUGUGAUGGACACA
Molecule: messenger RNA, 3915 nt
Organism: Scomber scombrus (Atlantic mackerel)
Lineage: Eukaryota; Metazoa; Chordata; Actinopteri; Scombriformes; Scombridae
Gene: meak7
Product: MTOR associated protein, eak-7 homolog
Exons: 9
Coding region: 39-1439 (466 amino acids)
Biological process (GO): TOR signaling
Source: RefSeq, a predicted model, not a curated record